Molecule: messenger RNA, 258 nt
Organism: Closterium sp. NIES-65
Lineage: Eukaryota; Viridiplantae; Streptophyta; Zygnematophyceae; Desmidiales; Closteriaceae
Source: the annotation of a GenBank genome assembly
AUGCCCGGCUCCACCUCCUCCGCCACUGCCGCCUCCACCUCCACCACCACCGCCGCCUCCACUCCCACCGCUACCGCCGCCGCCGCCUCCGCCUCCGCUGCCGCCACCACCACCACCACCUCCGCCACCACUCUCAGCGCCACCCCCACUCCCUCCGCCGCCUCCACUGCCACCUCCACCGCCCCCGCCAGUCCCACCCACGCCCUUGCCCCCCUUGCCCUUGCUAGAGCGGCCGACUAUGCUCUUUUCCGCUGCUAG